AAUUGAAAUGAUAAUUAUUUAUCCGGUUUUGUUAAAAUUAUUUAGCAAACAGAGGAAAGCUGAGAAAAUCCGAGGGUUCACACAUAUAUAAUAAUUGUAAAAAAUGAAAAAAAAUUCAGUUUGAUUAACACUUUUUUUAUUAUUUUAAAAAAGGAAAAUGCUAUCAGAAGUUGGGCGGCUGCAAAAUUGGAAACACCGAAAGAGUAGUGACGGAAGAUUAGGACGGCGAAGGUCCAUCGUGAUUCGUGAUUAUCAUGAUUCAUGAGUGAUGAAGCUCGGACCCACCGGCCCCACCCUAACACGCCUAUUAAUUAAUUCGUAGCCUUGGAAAGGCUGAGCCGCUGAGCCCCUUGUGUUGCAGCAAAGGGCGCAUAACGAAGGAAAAGCAACUCUUGCCACACUAGCAAAGGGCAAACCAUAACCAAAUCUGUACCGUUGGAUUACCAUACAAACUCUCGGAUUUAGUGUCCCCAGCAGAAGCAACGACGAAGACGGGGAGGAGCGGGUCGCGCUGUCCACGGCAGAGCUCCAGCUCCAGAAGGCAAUCACAUGAUUGUGGGGAGUGGAUGGGAAAUGAUUGUGUGUCUGAUAUCAAUUUGACAUGGUACCCCACGGUGUGCUACGUGGCUUCCAGCAGCUUCCACAGGUGUACCUAACGUUUCCGUUUUUGGGGCGGUGUACUAAUUUAAACUGGUAAUUAGUAAACAAAUCCAACACUAAUAAAAUAAAAUAGUGUGUGGGAGCGAAUAAAAGGAAGGUGGGGCGGAUGUGGUAACAGCUGGCCCUUGCACGACCCUCUCAACGCAACACGUCUCCCUUCCCAAUGGCUCACCUCUCUCUCUCCUCUCUCUCUCCUCCACCGUCUUCUUCUUCGUCUCCGCCCCUGCGACUUCACGGGAGAAUCUUUUCUCCCUUCUGCCGAGUCCAAGUUUCUUCCUCUUCUACUUCCUACUUGCAGCCGAAAGUCGUUGUUACCAGAGAACAUGGCAAGAAUGGCAAGCUUAUCAAUGUUCUGGCUGAACAUGGGAUUAACUGUUUGGAGUUUCCACUCAUUCAACACACAAAGGGACCUGAUUUGGAUAGGCUUUCUUCUGUAUUAAGUGCAGAUACUGCAUUUGACUGGAUCAUCAUAACUUCACCUGAAGCGGGUUUGGUCUUUCUCGAGGCAUGGAAGGCUGCUGGAGCCCCGUGCGUAAAGGUUGGUGUUGUAGGAUCUGGUACACAAAGUGUAUUUGAAGAAGUAAUGCAGUCCUCAAAGCAAUCACUCAGAGUUGCAUUUGCCCCAUCAAAAGCGACAGGUAAGGUUUUGGCUUCAGAGCUUCCAAAGGAUGGGAACAGAACAUGCACAGUAUUAUAUCCUGCAUCUGCAAAAGCUAGUGGUGAGAUUGAGGAAGGCCUGUCUAGUCGUGGAUUUGAGGUCACAAGGCUGAACACAUACACAACGGUACCUGUCAAUGAUGUGGAUGAAAUGGUUUUCAAGCAAGCACUUUCUGCUCCUGUUGUUGCAGUAGCUUCACCAUCUGCAGUUCGUGCUUGGGUCAAUCUUCUUUCAGAAUCUGAGCGGUGGGGCAAUGCAGUUGCCUGUAUUGGUGAAACAACUGCUUUGGCUGCAAAAAGAUCAGGCUUGAGAAAUGUAUACUACCCAACAAAUCCAGGUCUAGAAGGUUGGGUUGACAGCAUCCUUGAAGCCUUGAGAGUACAUGAUCGAUUCCAGAAGAUAAAUCAAGUUGUCUCUCCUUAGUUCUCGUCCUUGGCCUUGGCUGGCUAACAAGGAGCCAACAGGUGCAAGUUGAAGCAGAAGCCCGAGAUGCAGAAGUACGUAAUUCAUGUCUAAACUUGUUGCAAAAACAAUGCAAACAGCAGGGCGAAAAGGUAUCAAAACUGUUCGCUUUCCUUGGGUACAAAAUCUUGGUGGCUGAGCUUCUCCCGAGAGAAGAGAAGAGGGAUGUUGGAUGAUAUUGCAGGAAAGAUAGCUUCUUAACUUGUAUAUGCAUUUGUGUAGAGAUAAGAUAGAUAUCCCAUUUUUGUGUUAGGUACCUCUUAUGUACAUUUGAUGCUUUAAUGGAAAUUCACUUUUGGACA
Messenger RNA from Vitis vinifera (wine grape), 2082 nucleotides. Its product is annotated as uroporphyrinogen-III synthase, chloroplastic. Gene Ontology annotation, biological process: uroporphyrinogen III biosynthetic process. Gene Ontology annotation, molecular function: uroporphyrinogen-III synthase activity. The coding region runs from base 824 to 1741 and encodes 305 amino acids. The record is from RefSeq and is a predicted model, not a curated record. NCBI's taxonomy places the organism in Eukaryota, Viridiplantae, Streptophyta, Magnoliopsida, Vitales, Vitaceae. The transcript has 10 exons. Gene Ontology annotation, cellular component: chloroplast.